AUGACGACGGCUUUUGGGUUCACGGAUGCAGCUACCACCGGAGCUACGACCCCAACAACGACUCGUAUCCCGCUCACUGGAGCUGCUGGGUACCCAUAUCCGCCGGGGAGCAAGAAUCUCAAGAUCGGGUUUAUUGCAACCGAGACCUCAUCCCGCGACAUUGGAUUAUCGACCUGUGGCGGAGCGGUGCCGUUCGCGAUGGACUACAUUGUCCAAAAUCAGCUGCUGAAUGACUACACUUUUGAGUUCGUGGUGAACUACACAGACUGUGAUGAGCAAUCCGCGGCCGGGAUUACGGUGGAGAUGAUCACCGACCAUGACGUUGAUGUCAUUAUCGGACCGCCUUGUACCAGCUGUCGAAUGGGCUACGGCUUACUCGCCUUCAUGAACCUCUAUGGCUGGGGCCAAUUUGGCAUCAUGUACGUCGACGACCCGAGCGGAUUCUGUGAUUCGUUACUCACUGACACAGCCGCCUCGAAUCUCGACACCAACUUCACGCUCACCUACCAGGUGAAACUCGCCUCGAUCUCGUACUCGGAUCUGAAGGCCGGGUUGACGAAGAUGAAGGCAAAGGCUAGAAUCAUCGUGAUGUGCCUCGAAGGCGUCACGAAGCGUCAGAUGCUUCUGGCAGCCUAUGACAAUAAUAUGACUACCCCCGACUACGUCUACAUCAUGAUGACGAUGAGGGGAACAGGGUUCGGUGUCCAAGCAACGUCCAAUUACACGACUGAAGUCUUGGACAACGGGUUCACCCCGAUCUGGGUCGACGUCAGCAACCAGCCACCGGAUGGCCGAGACGAUCAAGCGAAACAGGCGGCGACCAGGCUUUUGGUGAUCGACACCGCCAGCCUGGUCGCCAUCGGGACAGACCCGUUAACAUUCAAGCAAGAAGUGUUUAGUAGGGUAAAAGGAUGGCCAUUCUUCUGCGACACUAUGCAAUGCCAGCUUUUGUAUAAUGUGACGGGAGCGGGCAACUUCAUCUCCUAUCUCUACGAUGCCUUUCUAUUUUAUGCGUAUGCAAUGAACGCUACCCUGGCUCAGGAUCCGGUUGGCGGGCUGAGGAAUUGGACCCUAUUCAAUGAGCUGAAACUCGGGGUCGAAUUUACCGGCUGGUCCGGUGUGGUGGCGAUGACCCAAAACGGGAGCCGAAUUCCGCGGUUCUUCGUCACCGGAAUAGACGGGACCGGGACUCCGGUCAAUUUUGUGAAUUUGACCUAUGCGUUUGAUGGGGAGUUGAUGGACGCUACUGUACUUUAUGAUGACGCUGCCACUUCAAUAUGGGCAACCAGAAAUGGGAUUCAACCUGCUGAUGAGCCGACUUGCGGCUUUUCCGGAAAAGCCUGCCCGAUAUCCAUGUGGGCCCAAAGUGGCGGUUAUAUCAUUGCAGCCAUUGUAGUGGCUGUAUUACUUGUCAUAAUAUUGAUUUUAAUCGCCAUCUACGCUGUACGGGAAAAACGACGAGAAAUCGAGCGUCUCAAUGCCGAGUGGCGCGUAAACGAGACGUCUUUACAGAAACCGCGAAGCCGGAACGAAGCUCAAAGCAUGCACUCGAUCCACUCAUCAAAGUCUUCGAUUUCCGGCGCCGGCUCGAAAUUCUCCUUUGGCAGCAAGCACAGCGACACGGACAAAAUGAACUACUACCUCCUGGACGGGGAGCCGAACAUGGCCUUCAAGCACAAGGUGGUCAGCAAGCUGUCGCCGACGGAUCACCAAGAGUUGAGAAUGCUCCGAAAGCUGGAACACGACAAUUUGCAUCGCUUCUUGGGGCUUUGUGAGCACGCUAGUCCGAUUUUAACUAUCUGGAGGCUGGCCUCGAGAGGAAGCCUGGAACAAGUCCUCGUCGGCAGUAGCAUGACGAUCGAUGGAUUCUUCAUGUACUCGCUUGUUCGAGAUCUCGUCGAAGGAUUGGUCUACAUUCUGAAGUCACCUCUUAAAAUGCAUGGCCAUUUAUCCUCCACAAAUUGCUACAUUGACGAUCGGUGGCAGUUGAAAGUUGGUGGAUAUGGGCUGAGCUUCAUCCGAAGUCAUGAGCAGACGUCAAGGAAGGAACAGCUUUGGUUUGCCCCUGAAAAGUUGCGAGAGCCCCUGAUACACUGGGAUGAGGCGAUCGACGUCUAUUCGUUUGCUAUCAUUUGUUCGGAGAUUAUAAGCAGAAAAACCGCAUUCGAUAUGGAGAACCGGAGGGAGAAAAUUGAGGAGGUGCUGUACAUGGUGAAAAAGGGCGGUUCGGUCCCGCUGCGACCUGAGCUGAUUGUUUCACAUGAUGCCGAUGUGAAUCCGGCUUUGCUUCAUCUAAUCCGUGACUGCUGGACCGAAGAGCCGAAUAAUCGGCCGAAUUUUGCUACUAUCAAAACGCUGUUGUUGGCUAUGGGCGCGGACCGGAAACAAAACCUGAUGGACCACGUCUUCAAUAUUUUGGAGAGUUACGCAGAGACGCUGGAAAAGGAGGUCCAAGACCGAACCGGGGAGCUGACAGAAGAGAAGAAGAAGAGUGACAUUUUGUUGUAUAGGAUGCUGCCAAAACAAGUAGCAGAUCGUCUAAAACUUGGCCAAACUGUUGAACCGGAGACGUACGACAGCGUCACGAUCUUCUUUUCCGACGUCGUGAAAUUUACGAAUUUAGCAGCAAAAUGCACGCCGUUACAAAUCGUCAACCUCCUAAACGACCUCUACUCCACGUUCGAUCAGAUCAUCGAGGAGCAUGGGGUUUAUAAGGGUAAAGGCGUAAUGUCGACCUACUGGUUGCUUGGUCGGGCUGACGACCCGAACUUGGCGCGCAACACCGAGCGGCUGAGGAUGCAGACGAGCGAUGAGAUCCCAUCGCGACCCGUUGAGACCACCGCUCCUCCAGACCCGCUACAACGACAGCCCACCGAAGCCAGCGAAGGCCCAAUGACAAUGGCAGAAUUUGCUCGCCGCCCCACUGACCCAAUGUUGGAAGACCUGGACGACGAGCCGUUGGGCAUCUACCGGAAACAUCUCAAACACAUGCCGUCCACCAGAAAGAGCAGCAUCGAAGAGAUCCCGAACGCUCAAUAU
Molecule: messenger RNA, 3039 nt
Organism: Mesorhabditis spiculigera
Lineage: Eukaryota; Metazoa; Nematoda; Chromadorea; Rhabditida; Rhabditidae
Source: the annotation of a GenBank genome assembly